AUGAUGAAAACAAAAUCAAUUGCUGAGUCUCAGCUUGAUGAAGAGUACCCAGCUCUUUCAACUGUCACAGCCAGGAGAACUCAGUCAACCCCAUAUAUCAAUCAAAUUCAGCAACAGCCUCAACAAAUCACGCCUGAACAAACAAAUCCAUGGAAAGAAUUCGAACCAUACAACAUAAAUUCACCCGAAUCAUUCAUUCAAGCAGAUCUAUCGCCACAGGAUCUUGGUUAUGCAUUAACAAAAACGUUAGGAUUAAUUCCAGAUGCGCCAUACGACGUUGCUGUUAAUUCAAAACCAACUCCAACUGGCAAACAACAGCAAAACAAUGGAUAUCCAAAAAUGCCGUAUUUAAAGCUAUUACAGCCUGAGUUUUUCAAGAAAUAUGAUAACCAAACUCUAUUUUUCAUUUUCUUCUAUUUCAUCAAAACAUCUCAGCAAUACUUCGCUGGUUGUGAACUAAAAAGAAGAAACUGGCGCUUUAAUACUAAAUAUCAAACGUGGUUCCAUCGAAUUGGAAAGCCAUUAGAAAAAACAGACCAGUACGAGAUUGGUAAGUUCGAAUACUUUGACAACGAAUCAGCAGAAAGCUGGUGUAUUCGUGUUAGAAGUCCAUUUAAAUUUGAAUACCAAUAUAUGGAUGAAUGA
Messenger RNA from Trichomonas vaginalis G3, 645 nucleotides. Its product is annotated as nuclear-transcribed mRNA catabolic process, deadenylation-dependent decay. The record is from RefSeq and is a predicted model, not a curated record. The transcript has a single exon. Gene Ontology annotation, biological process: regulation of DNA-templated transcription; nuclear-transcribed mRNA poly(A) tail shortening. Bases 1 to 645 code for a protein of 214 amino acids. Lineage: Eukaryota; Parabasalia; Trichomonadida; Trichomonadidae. Gene Ontology annotation, cellular component: P-body; CCR4-NOT core complex.